Messenger RNA from Neoarius graeffei (lesser salmon catfish), 4483 nucleotides. RefSeq names its product polymerase (RNA) III (DNA directed) polypeptide E (gene polr3e). Gene Ontology annotation, cellular component: RNA polymerase III complex; nucleus. NCBI's taxonomy places the organism in Eukaryota, Metazoa, Chordata, Actinopteri, Siluriformes, Ariidae. The record is from RefSeq and is a predicted model, not a curated record. The transcript is spliced from 22 exons. Gene Ontology annotation, biological process: DNA-templated transcription. Bases 807 to 2903 code for a protein of 698 amino acids.
CCCCACGUGUCUGUAGGAAGAGCCGGACGCAGAAACAUGGUAGUGCUCUUAUACUUACUCAGUCACCAGCUAAGUUAGUUUACAUGGAGCAGCACAGGGGAGAGCGUUAACGCCCUGCGACAGAGGAGCGUCAAGUUCGGCUUAUAAACCUCAGGUCACAUCUGCAGACCGUCUUGGGAGCCGUGCAAACAAAAAUAUACAUCCAUCCAUUAUCCGUAACCGCUUAUCCCGUGCAGGGUUGUGGGCAAUCCCAACUGAUUACGGGCGAGAGGCAGGGUACACCCUGGACGAGUCACCGAAUCAUCACAGGGCUGACACACCAAGACCAACAACCGUUCAGACCUACGGUCAAUUUGGAGCCACCAAUUGGCCUAACCUGCAUGUUUUGGACUGUAGAGGAAACCCACGCAGACAUGGGGAGAACAUGCAAACUCCACACAGAAAGGCCCCAAUCGGCUGCUGGACUCGAACCCGGAACCUUCUUGCUAUGAGAUGACUUGCUACACCACCAUGUCGCCCAACAAAAGCAUCGAUCCAAAAAAGCAAGACUUGAUCCUGAACAUAAAAUACUUGCUAUUCCAAUAAGGAGGCUGGUUAUGGAAGAUGCCAAGGAAGUGCCUCCUUUUUUGGGGAUUAAUUCAUCCUUCUUGUCGAGGGUUAGAGCUGCGUCUUCCGCCAUGCUUGUGUGAGACAGUUAGAUGCCCAUGUUGUGGCACGUACGUUAUAAGUUGCAUGGUGUGCUGUGAGCGCUUCAGCGUUUCUGUGUUGCCAGUUUUGAGGCGACGUUUCCUCUUCGUCCCUCCACAAUGGCCAGCGGAGAGGAGGACGACCCCAUUAUACAAGAGAUCGAUGUGUACCUUGCCAAAAGUCUUUCAGAGAAGCUAUACUUAUUCCAGUAUCCUGUACGUCCUGCUAAUAUGAACUAUGACGACACAACUCAUUUAACAGCCAGAAUUAAACCCAAGCAACAAAAGGUUGAAAUCGAGGUGGCGAUCGAUACCAUGAGUCCGAACUACUGCCGCAGUAAAGGGGAGCAGAUUGCGCUCAAUGUGGAUGGCACAUCACUGGAAGACUCCAGCACUUAUUCCAUUAAAAUGAUGGAUAAGCAAACAUUCUCCUCGAUUCAGGCAACAACAAAUACCAGUCGCUAUGCUGCUGCAGUGUUUCGUAAAGGGGAGCUUCACCUCACGCCAUUACAGGGUAUUCUGCAGAUGAGGCCCAGCUUUUCAUAUCUAGAUAAAGCUGACAGUAAACACAAGGAACGGGAGGCAGCCAAUGAAGGUGGAGACUCUUCUCAGGAUGAGGCAGAAGAUGACGCCAAGCAGAUCACUGUGAGGUUUUCCAGGCCAGAGUCUGAGCAGGCUCGUCAGCGGCGUAUCCAGUCCUAUGAGUUCCUGCAGAAGAAACAAGCUGAAGAACCAUGGGUCCAUUUACACUACCAUAGCUUAAAGGAUGGGCGCUCGGAGCACGAACGUCAGUAUCUUUACUGCCAGGCCAUGGAUACCACCGAGAACAUGGAGUUAGUGAAAACGCCAAAUGAAUAUCUGACCAUGCUUAUGCCUCCACUGACGGAAGAAAAAGCGGUUAAGCCAGUGGGACCUAGUAAUGUGCUUUCUAUGGCCCAGUUACGUACAUUGCCACUUGGAGAUCAGGUGAAGACCUUGAUGAAGAAUGUCAAGGUCAUGCCGUUUGCCAAUCUGAUGGGGCUGCUUGCAUCAGGCACCGACUACACUGCAGUACUGCGCUGCAUACAGCAGGUGGCAAUGCUCGUCCAAGGAAACUGGGUUGUCAAGAGCGACGUUCUGUAUCCCAAGUCCACCUGCAGUCCACACAGCGGCGUGCCUGCAGAGGUGCUCUGUAGGGGCCGUGACUUUGUGAUGUGGAGAUUCACAAAUGAGCGCUCACUGAUGAGAAAAGAGGUUGCUGCUAUCAUCAAGCUCCCCCCUGAGGAUGUUAAGGACUUUUUGGAACACAUGGCUGUUCCCAGAGCAAACAGAGGCUGGGAGUUCCUGUUGCCUACUGACCGUGAUUUUGUCAAGAAGCAUCCUGAUGUGGCUCAGAGACAGCACAUGCUCUGGCUGGGCAUCCAGAACAAGUUAGAAAAAGUUUUCAACUUCUCCAAGGAGGACUUUUUGCACAAAAAGGAUACUCAAAUGGACUCGGUUCACGUUAGCGGUGAGCAGCGUCUCAAGGUGGCUCGAGAGAAUGCACGGGAGCGUCACGCCUCUUUGCAGAAAGACUUGGAUGCUCGAAGACUGAAGGCAUCCUCCAUGUCUUCUGGCUCCAGUGGAACUAAUACAAUGGUGCAAAUUAAACAAGAACCCAUGAGUGACUCUGAGGAGUCUAUGGACACGUCUGGUGCUGUUCCAAAUGGUUCAGUCAACGGUUAUCCCUCAUCAGACUCCCCUAACACGGACCUACACAGUGAGUACGGGACUGCACAGGCCCCUACCCCGGAGCUUCAAGACUUUGUUCGGAGCACUUUCCGGAAACACUUUGUGCUGUGCCUCAGUGAAGUCAAACGGCUGUUCAACCUGCACCUGGCCAGCCUUCCUACAGGACACAGCCGGUUCGGCCACGUCACAGACCGCAUGCUCCAGGACACGAUCCUCCACAGCCACUGCAAACAGAUCCUAGUGCCUUUUCCCCCUCAGAGUAGUUCUAGUGCAGACGAACAGAAGGUCUUUGGCUUAUGGGAGAAUGGUGAAACGUUUGAUAGGCACCGCCAAGUUCUGUUUGAGAUCUUUAUGAAGAAUUAUCGUGUAAGAAGAAAUGUUAUUCAGACCCGACUCUCACAGGAGCUCGGUGAUGCUGUCACCAAGGCUGACGUGGACAGGCUGCUCAAGGAGUGCUGCAUCAGCCUCGGAGGAAUGUGGUACUUGAAGGGAACAGUGCAGUCGUGACAGUAGAGGGAGGAGCCCUAGGGAUCCUAUCAAUCAGAAAAAAAAUAAAGAAGAAAAUCCCUUCUCUCCAAGUUUUACUCUGUAUGGGGGAAAUGGAGCCGACACACACAAGUCACUGCCCCCAGCUGGAGAAGACUGGCUUGGGAGGACAAAAAGGUCCCCCUGCUGCUCCAGGACAUUGCUUUUGUUUACCAUCAUGGACACAUAGCUGAGCAUAGCCAAAAUCAGAGCUUGUGGAAACUUCCAGGACACCUCACCAUUUCAUACAAAAGGGCUUGAGAUCCACCGGAUCCUACAUAGUGUUUAGUUAAAUAAAUAAUGAAAGAAGAGACAUGUAUAUGCAAAGCUAAGUUAUUAGAAUAUUUGUUGUUUUAAGACCUUUUUUCUUCACACUUUUUCUUAUCUUGCAGUUUUGCAUUACUAAUAAUGACCAUCCAGCCCUCUUCAUUUCAUCUGAGGCUUUUCAGAGUGCACUCGUAUAUUAAAUUGGCCUUUCCUAGGACCUGAAUGAGCGAUGAUCGCUUUAAGUUUCUGUCCCCUGCUAAAUGAUUUUACAAUCAACACUUGGUGUGUGUUUUUUUUUUUUUUUUUUUUAAUCCAAUUAUGAUAAUCAUAAUGUACUGUAGCGCACAGGGACUAGUUUUCAUUUCCUUUAUCAUUCAUUUGCCUGAAAUGGAAAGUUAAAAUAACACUAUGCACUAUUGUGCCAUAGCUUCCCUUCCUUCAAAGUAACAGCUACACCAAAGCUCUGAUGCACUGGGAAAUGGUCCUCAUGUUUUAGUAGACAUGGAACGUGGAUGCAGAUUAAUUUUCUUUUACAUUAAAAAAAAAAAAAAUUAAUGAAGUUCAGGGGAAAUCUGUUAGUCAAAAUUCUGGGAGUAUGCUGUAGUGCCAGUGAGAAACAUUUAACUGCAGUAAAUGUCCUUGAAAGCAUGAAUGGAAAUGUGGGGAAAAUGCACCAUCCUUUUGUGGCCUUUGAGACUUUACUUCUUGAAUAUAAUUUAGGCUGCUGGACAUUCUAGUUGACUUAAAACUGAUGUAUUGGCAAACAUGCAUUUCAUUUCAGACCGUUGCUGUACUUGGAUAUGUGAGAUCAAUCCCUGAUGGACUUUCUUUUUUUUGUUGUGCAAAUUGUGCAUUCAGUACUAAUUCGGAAGUCAAUGAUUUCCUUCAGUGUUGAUCUUGUGUGUCAGUGGAGGGUGUGAAGAUGUCCUGGCAGUUACAUGUGCUGCUGGAUGAUUGUAUUGAACUGUAAGUGUGGGUUUGGUUUUAGUGAAGAAGCGAGUGUUCUACAUGUUCUGAUAUUUUUAGGACAUGUAAAAGUGCCUCUAAUUUAUUCAGGGGAAAUAUUACCUAUAUUAAAUGUGUUCUUGUGGUUGGAAGAACGUUUGCUUUAUAUCCAACCUCAUAUUUUUUUUCUUUUCUAACAUUUAAGAUAUGCCUGGAUCCUCUUCAUUCAUUUGUAAUCAUUCCACGUAUUCAGAAAUAAAUGGACAUAUCAAAUCUGGAACGGUUUUGACCCAAGAAUGGAAGUUGGCUGUUUCAUUGGAACAUUAUGCUCAAUAAACACUGCAAAUAAA